Cercopithifilaria johnstoni is the source of this 3303-nucleotide messenger RNA. The record is from the annotation of a GenBank genome assembly. Lineage: Eukaryota; Metazoa; Nematoda; Chromadorea; Rhabditida; Onchocercidae.
AUGGAAGAAGAUGAACAGACGGGUUACCGUAUGACUACGCGUGGAAUUACGAGGCAAUAUGUGGAUUCACCUGUUUCGGGACACAUAGAUAGCACCCCCAGCUCGAUGAGCUUGUCACACGUCUCCUCGGAGGAUGAACAACAGCAUUCCGAAUUUCAUAUGGAGUCAUCAACAGACUCGUUGUUUCGAACACCAACGCUGAGCACACGUGGUCGAAAACGUCGAUCAUAUGAGGAAGGUGUCGCCGUAUCGCUUGAAUCACCAACCACUAGUAGACGAGGGCGUCCCCGAGGCAGUUCGCGGGCUCGAGGUGUUAGUCGUCGCACAAGCGGCACAUAUUCUCAGGAAGAUGCCGAUGAAAGCAGUCUUCUCAGUAUGGUUAAAAGUGGCAAAAAUUUACAUACAGUAAUUGAUAACUGGAUCGAAGAAUAUGAGAGGCAUCCGGAUAAUGCUCUUGUACAAUUACAACAGUUCUUCAUCUCAUGUUGUGGAUGCAAGGGAAUUAUUUCAUCUGUUAUGCUACAAACUAUGGAGUAUAGUGAAAUAAUUCGUCAGAUGACUGAUCAGUUUGAUGAAGAUACUGGGGACUAUCCUUUGGUUAUGCCAGGACCUCUGUGGAAGAGAUUCAAACAAACGCUUGCUGAUUUUGUUUUGCUUUUGGUUAACAAAUGUAAAUCGAGUUAUGUAUUUGAUCAACGGCUGAUGGAUGGUGUUAUUCAACUACUCACUGGUCUGGCUGACAGCCAGGUGCGCGCAUUUCGACAUACAUCUACAUUUAUAGCGAUGAAAUUAUCAUCCGCACUUGUAGAUGUUGCUUUGGAGUUAGUGGAUCUUAAAGCGAAGAAUAUAAGACAGGUUGAAACUGAAAAAGCGAAGUUAAGGGCCGAAGGACCAAACAGUCGUCUUGAUAUAUUAAUCAAUAAAAAGGCCGAAAUCGAUGAUAAAACCGAGGAUAUCAGGCAGAUGCUAACCUAUAUUUUUAAAAGUGUCUUUGUGCAUCGCUAUCGUGAUGUUGUACCAGAUAUCCGAAGUAUUUGCAUAAAUGAACUUGGUCAGUGGAUGUCGAUCUACCCAGACCAUUUCCUUGAAGAUUCAUAUCUUAAAUAUAUCGGCUGGUCUUUGUAUGAUAAGAUUAGCGAUGUGCGUUUGAAAUGUAUUUUGGCACUUCUUCCACUGUACAGCCAGCCACAUAUGGCACAGAAAUUGGAAUUGUUUACGAACAAGUUCAAGGAUCGCCUUGUUACUAUGGUCAUGGAUAAGGAUAGCGAUGUCGCAGUACGCGCAUGUCAGUUGUUGACAGAAAUCUAUCGUAUUUAUCCAGCGACUUUGACAUUAAAAGACUGUGUACCCAUUUAUGAGAUGGUGUAUUGUAAUCAUCGCGGUCUGGCUCAGGCUGCUGGGGAGUUUUUAAAUACAAAAGUAUUCCAAAAUCUGCAAGUGCUUGUGCCAGAGAAAAACCGUUCUAACGACAAUGCAAAGCAAUUAAUAAUUGAUCUGGUUCAAUUCUUUGUGGAAGGCGAUUGCCAUGAUCAUGCGGCUUAUCUUGUUGAUGCUCUUAUUGACACUAAUCCAAUGAUCAAAGACUGGAAAACAAUGGCAGAUUUGUUACUUUCUGGCGAAGCCGAUGGUUUCGAAAGUGAGCUGAUUGAAGUGUUGGUGUGUUCUGCAAAACAAGCAGCUUCUGGUGAAAGUCCAAUUGGACGAGCUCAUAUAUCCAGGAAAGGAUCGGUUGUCAAUAAAGAUGUUCGCUUGUUGCAAGAGGACAGAGCUCGACUUUCAGAAGUGCUAAUUCCCCAAUUACCACAACUUCUUCAGCGUUUUAUAGCUGAUCGAGAUAAAGUGGCGAACCUUAUCACUGUACCACUCCAUUUUCAACUCGAUAUGUACAUGGCUAGUAGGCUGGAGAAGCAUCUAGAUGAGUUGAUGAGUAUUUUGGAAAGCAUCGUUGAAAAACAUGCGGAUGAUGAAAUUCUUCAAUGCGUUGCAGAAGUAAUGUCUUACUUCACAACCAAUGUUGCUGUGGCACAACAUACAGAAACACAUCAUCUGAAAAUGUUGGAUGGUUUGGCUUUACAGCUUCGGCAUUCCAUACAGCAUUUUCAUCGAGAACAAACAGUGGAUGAAGAAGACGAUGCUGCCAUGCUCGCAGCUUUUCGUAAAAUUACAGCUUUUGCAAUGUUCGAAGAUUUAAAAAAGUGGCAGUUAUGGGAUGUCGCACUCAGUGUGCUGACAAAUGCAGAAGAUAAACAAGUUUCGCGUGAUGUUGGCGAAAAAGCUGUUGUUCUACUGUUUGCCACUCUAAGCUGGGAUAUAAAUCGUUUGGUUACUGAACAGGAACCAAAUAAAACGGAGGCGGUAAAGAAAUUGCGGAAGCAUAGGGAUCAAUUCACUGCAUUGGUUACAUCAAUAAUGAUGAGUGGUGCAUCGGGUGUUGAAAAUGCAUUCUUGUGCUUUGUCGAUGCUUUAAUGAUGUUCAAUGGACUACCCGAUAAAAGCUUGUCAAUUGAAUUGAACAAGGACAUUACGCGAGCACUUUCAAUGUUUGUGGAAGAUAACGUUUUUGUGGAAGAGAACGAUGCAGAACGGUCCUUGGAUCAACAGACACAAGUGGAAUUGAUGCACAAGCGGCGAAAAAUACUAGUUCAAUUUUGCAAGCUGAUAUUGCAUGGUAUCCUUCCAAUUUAUGAAGCCUGCGUAGUGUUACAAUUCUAUACGAAGUUCUAUACCGACUUUGGUGAUAUUUUAAAAACUUUACUCACAAAAUGUCGCGAUAUGGAUCGGUUGAGCUGCGCAAGAGCGGUAGCAACAGCACUAUGUCAUCAUUAUGAGGAAAUCAAGCGAGCUUCGGAAGGAAAUUGUAUCGAUCCAAAUUCGGAUGAUUUUAUUUCAAUUCGUGAUUUGGCAAAACGUUUUUCUAGUUUGUUUGGUUCCGAUCCGAUUAAAAGCCGUGAAGCUUUGGCUGUUAUUCAUAAGGAUGGCAUUGUGUUUGCCCUGAAAAACGAUGAAGGCAUAACCCGAGAUAUUCAGCAUACAAAUCUAAGCUUUCUCGAGAUUUUGUGCGAAUUUAGUAACAGAUUGCUACGACAGGACAAAAUUUCUGUUCUCCGAUAUUUGGAAAAACACGGUGAAACAUUUGCUAAGGAAGAGCCCUAUAUGAUUUACAAAGCCUCUUUACAGGAACGUAAUGACGACGUAUUGACUGUUCGUAAUCUCGCUGUACGUGGACGGAGUCGUGGUCGCGGACGAGGAAAGGGUACGCCAACGUAUACACCAGCAGCAUCUGUUUAUGGAGGCGACGAUUAA